This is a messenger RNA of Jaculus jaculus (lesser Egyptian jerboa), 2489 nucleotides long. RefSeq names its product calcium/calmodulin dependent protein kinase IG (gene Camk1g). Lineage: Eukaryota; Metazoa; Chordata; Mammalia; Rodentia; Dipodidae. The coding region runs from base 173 to 1603 and encodes 476 amino acids. Gene Ontology annotation, biological process: peptidyl-serine phosphorylation. The transcript has 13 exons. The record is from RefSeq and is a predicted model, not a curated record. Gene Ontology annotation, cellular component: intracellular anatomical structure. Gene Ontology annotation, molecular function: calcium/calmodulin-dependent protein kinase activity; ATP binding; calmodulin binding.
CUGGUUACAGUCGUGGGAAAGAAAACCCCUACAUUCCUCCCCUUUAAUUGGGUUUAUUGUUAAAGCUUUGGAGCAGCUAAUCCUCCCAGACCUGUAGGAGCAGGAGGGCAGGCGCCAGGAGCACCAUUCAUCUGCGUCCCUGGCUUCCCCAAUAGCUUCAACUCUGGAGGCGAUGGGUAGACAGGAGGAGGAGGACUGCAGCUCCUGGAAGAAACAGACCACCAACAUCCGGAAGACGUUCAUCUUCAUGGAAGUGCUGGGAUCAGGAGCUUUCUCAGAAGUGUUUCUGGUGAAACAGAGGGUGACGGGGAAGCUUUUUGCCCUAAAGUGCAUCAAAAAGUCACCUGCCUUUCGGGACAGCAGCCUGGAGAAUGAGAUCGCUGUGUUGAAAAGGAUCAAGCAUGAGAACAUCGUGACCCUGGAAGACAUCUACGAGAGCACCACUCACUACUACCUCGUCAUGCAGCUUGUUUCUGGUGGGGAGCUCUUUGAUCGGAUCCUGGAGCGUGGUGUGUACACAGAGAAGGAUGCCAGCGUAGUGAUCCAGCAGGUCUUGUCUGCAGUGAAAUAUCUUCAUGAGAACGGCAUCGUCCACAGAGACUUGAAGCCUGAGAACCUGCUCUACCUCACCCCUGAAGAGAACUCCAGGAUCAUGAUCACAGACUUCGGACUGUCCAAAAUGGAGCAGAACGGUGUCAUGUCCACAGCCUGUGGGACUCCGGGUUAUGUGGCUCCAGAAGUGCUGGCCCAGAAGCCCUAUAGCAAGGCUGUGGAUUGCUGGUCCAUUGGUGUUAUCACCUACAUAUUAUUGUGCGGGUACCCCCCUUUCUAUGAGGAAACAGAGUCCAAGCUUUUUGAGAAGAUCAAAGAGGGUUACUACGAGUUUGAGUCUCCAUUCUGGGAUGACAUUUCUGAGUCAGCCAAGGAUUUUAUUUGUCACUUGCUGGAGAAGGACCCGAAUGAGCGGUACACUUGUGAGAAGGCCCUGCGGCACCCCUGGAUUGAUGGAAACACUGCCCUUCACCACGACCUCUACCCAUCUGUCAGCCUCCAAAUCCAGAAGAACUUCGCUAAGAGCAAGUGGAGGCAAGCCUUCAACGCGGCUGCCGUGGUUCACCACAUGCGGAAGCUACAUAUGAACCUGCACAGCCCUGGCAUCCACUUGGAGGGAGAGAACAGGCCACCCAUCCCUCCGGCCCCUGAGGCCUCCAGACCCAGCUCCCCAGAGAACACCAUCAGUGAAGCACCGGCUCUAGACCCGAGCACACCUCUCCCUGCCCUGACCCAGCUGCCCUGCCAACACGGUCCACGGCCCUCAGCCCCUGGUGGCCGCUCCCUCAACUGCCUGGUCAACGGCUCCCUGCGCAUCAGUAGCAGCCUGGUACCCAUGCGUCGGGGGCCCCUGGCUACUGGGCCCUGCGGCUGCUGCUCCAGCUGUCUGAGCAUCGGGAACAAGGGGAAAUCCUCCUACUGCUCGGAGCCCACCCUCUUCAGAAAGGCCAACAAAAAACAGAACUUCAAAUCAGAGGUCAUGGUGCCAGUAAAAGCAGGUGGUGGCUCCCUCUGCCGGGCAGGGCAGACUGGGGUCUGUCUCAUCAUGUGAUCCUUAGAGCCUUGACCUGGGUCUCUGCAGUUUUCAGGAGAUAUGCCAGACACCUCUCUGUUCUCACAGCCCUGGCGUCCCCCCUGCAGAGGGAGAAGGGGAGCAGCGAGCAGGGCUGGCAGGAAUGAGCAGCUGCAGGUGUCCAAUGGGACAGGUGACUUCUGGAGGUCUGGAAGGAGCCCCAAGAAGACUCCCUGCAGCUGAGUGCAGGAGGAGCAGUGUCCCCAGACUCCAGGUCUCCGACAUGCCUGUUCCUCACCCCCACACCACGUGCCGUGGCUCUGUUCAGUGUCCAUAUGUAGCGUUAACCUGGGUCUGUGCUGUACGUCGUGGAAAGUUUAGAGGGCCGGCCAGGCUGUGCUGCCUUCACCAAGCAAAGCCAUACGGAGCCUGUCACUCAGACUCCCCGCUCCACACACCUGCUCCUGCCUCUCCGGCCCCUGGCUUCACGGCUACACUGAACUCAUUUGCGUGGCCGCCUGCCCAUCCGCAUGAAUACCCAGCAGCUCCCGGGUGGCCUGGAAGUGGUCACAGCUCUAGUCCUUCCUCUGGGAUCAGCUUCUCAUUGCACUGAGGCUCAGCCAGGCUCCCAGAACACUUUGCCCCUCCGCUCUGUCUCAGCCACGCAGCAGUGCCCAGCAUGCCAAGGUGGGACACAGAGAAGGCCGAGACUGGGCCCCGUCUCCGAGACUGCUGAUCCAGCCAUGCACACACACCACCGCGACGGACUCGAGGGAGCCGCGUCCCUUCAGCCGGGCAUUCUCCCGCCUCCGUCUCCCUCUCCCCCCGUGUCAGGCGCACCGCUGUCUGCGUUCUCGCCUCACUCCCUCUCCAGCUUUGUGUUGUGUUGUUGUGCUCAAUAAAUGAACAUAUUUUUCUCUACGAA